Molecule: messenger RNA, 1145 nt
Organism: Ctenopharyngodon idella (grass carp)
Lineage: Eukaryota; Metazoa; Chordata; Actinopteri; Cypriniformes; Xenocyprididae
Gene: polr2g
Product: RNA polymerase II subunit G
Exons: 8
Coding region: 136-654 (172 amino acids)
Biological process (GO): positive regulation of nuclear-transcribed mRNA poly(A) tail shortening; transcription initiation at RNA polymerase II promoter; DNA-templated transcription
Cellular component (GO): P-body; RNA polymerase II, core complex
Molecular function (GO): single-stranded RNA binding; single-stranded DNA binding; translation initiation factor binding
Source: RefSeq, a predicted model, not a curated record
UUUGUAGUCAUAGUCACCCGGAAACGCUAUUGCAGCUCGAUUCUUUUGAGGGUCGGCGUCUGGACACGCAUAAAGCAAUACUCGCGGCUUUUUACGAUUUAAACCAAGACAUUUGUCAAAUAAACCCGUUAAGAGAUGUUUUAUCACAUCUCUUUGGAGCAUGAGAUUCUCCUCCAUCCAAGGUACUUUGGACCUAACCUUUUGAACACAGUCAAGCAGAAACUGUUCACUGAGGUGGAGGGAACAUGUACAGGAAAGUAUGGCUUUGUUAUUGCAGUAACCACAAUCGAUAAUAUUGGAGCAGGUGUAAUACAGCCCGGCAGAGGUUUUGUGCUGUAUCCCGUCAAAUACAAAGCCAUCGUAUUCCGUCCCUUCAAGGGAGAAGUUGUGGAUGCUGUUGUCACUCAGGUUAACAAAGUUGGACUCUUUACAGAAAUUGGCCCCAUGUCUUGUUUCAUUUCUCGUCAUUCUAUUCCCUCUGAGAUGGAGUUUGACCCAAACUCAAAUCCGCCAUGCUAUAAGACAGUCGAUGAGGACAUUGUGAUCCAACAAGAUGAUGAAAUUCGACUGAAGAUUGUGGGAACUCGAGUGGAUAAGAAUGAUAUUUUUGCCAUUGGAUCUCUUAUGGAUGACUACCUGGGUCUUGUGAGCUGAUUCUUCUAUCAAGAAUAUGGGAAAUAUGAAACUUGAUGCUGUGAGGAUGUUACGUAGUUUAUGUAUAUACUGUAAUUAUUUCCCUAUUCAUUUGAUGUUUUUUUUAUUGUCUCCUUUUAUCCCCAUGUUGGUAUAUCUAUAGUUUUCCUAUGGCAACAGUUUGAUUUGUGAAACAUCAAGUCGAAUGGGAACAAAAUGUUGCAGUUGCAUGAUGGAAAGACUGAACUGUUUCAUUUAUACUGAGGCAGCAGAGAAAAGAAAAUAUAUAUAGUAAGGCUCUUCGGCUGUUGAAUGAUCCUGUAAGCAAAACCGGUCAACAAGCACGUUUUGGAAGGAUAAAUGAAUAAUUUAUCACAUUGCUUUUAGAAGUUAUUCAAUUUCAUUAUUAUAUAAGCUCAUUUUUAAAAAUAUUUUUGUAAAUGCCAACCAGCCUGUAGUUGAAUAUAUUUCUCUUUUGUAAUACAGCACUCAUAAAGCCAUUUUGAACAUGU